AUGCAAGAUAUUCUUGUUCCCAAUGGCGAAGAUACCUGUGUAAGAUUGACUCUUGUCAGCGCAUUUCAAGGAAUCUCUCAAGUUUGGAAAUAUUUCAGUUCGAUUCAGGAUACGUUCUCUGUGGAACUGGAAAGCUGUGAAACCAUUACCCAAAAUCUCAAAAUGAGCUGUGUGUCGCAUGGAACAUGCAAAACUUGCCCGUUGUAUAUUCUCGAAUAUGAUCAAAACGCGCAAAACUAUGCGCUCUGGAAGUCAACAACCGGUGAAUGGGCACUGGGUACCACAUUGGCGCGUUUUCUGGCUCCGCGUCCCACUUGCAAGUCGAAAAUAAAACUAAAUCUGGCAAAAUUGCAAUCAUAUUUCAAAGCAUCUCAAAUUUCCUCCAAACACGACCAACCCUUUUUGAUCGAAACUUUGCAGAAACUGAACGUGGAUUGGCAAGGUGCCUCUUUUGAUUUUGACGUUUUCCUAGACGAACUAGACCGAUCGAUUGAGUUUGAAGUUGAGGAAAAGUACCCAAAAUCGCAAAAUCUGCAUCACUAUCUCGAGCUGGUCUCUCCCUUACAAUACAAAAGUCUCAUUACCAUGGCAGUACUCAAAAGCAAAGUUCAAUCCAGCAAAAAGCUGCUUCAGGCAGAAUUGCAAGCAUACGAUAAACGUAUGCGGGCCCUUCAAGACGAUAGCAUGGGGGUUGGAGCCUUGAAAGACCAGCAGGGUCGUGGCAGUCGAGAAGCAUCUAUUUCUUCGGAUACUUCAUUCAAAUCUGGCUCUCCGAUGGACGACGAGUAUGCCAUAUCUUCACGGCAGCUCAUGACUAAUUUCAAUAAACAUUUUAAAGGCAUAGCUGAGACUUUCGAAACGUUUGACGUACAAAAAAGUGCGCCACGGACGAUCCGUAACUGGAAAGUUGGUAAGCCUGUCAAGAACAGCAAAUCCGAUUCGAAAGGGUUGAGAGCUUGA
Lachancea lanzarotensis is the source of this 960-nucleotide messenger RNA. RefSeq names its product LALA0S10e04280g1_1 (gene FPT1). The coding region runs from base 1 to 960 and encodes 319 amino acids. The transcript has a single exon. The record is from RefSeq and is a predicted model, not a curated record. NCBI's taxonomy places the organism in Eukaryota, Fungi, Ascomycota, Saccharomycetes, Saccharomycetales, Saccharomycetaceae.